Molecule: messenger RNA, 2699 nt
Organism: Cervus elaphus (red deer)
Lineage: Eukaryota; Metazoa; Chordata; Mammalia; Artiodactyla; Cervidae
Gene: DPY19L2
Product: dpy-19 like 2
Exons: 22
Coding region: 146-2467 (773 amino acids)
Biological process (GO): spermatid development
Cellular component (GO): nuclear inner membrane
Molecular function (GO): mannosyltransferase activity
Source: RefSeq, a predicted model, not a curated record
CCUUGACGACCGGGCAGCCUGCAACGGCGCUGCGGCGAGUCGUUGAGGCUGUGAGCCGAGCCAGGCCCUCUUGCGGACCUCCCUGACUUGGCCGGGCCGGCGCCGGAGAGAGUACCAGCCCCAUCCGAACGGGGACUAUGAGAAAAUGGUCGGGCAAACGAGGAAUAAGCUCAGAGGUGCGGCUUCAGAGCCGUCGCACUCUCUCCGCUCCACGCAGUCUAGGCGGCGGCGCCGCGCCACAGGAGCUGGGGAGCCGGAGUUGGAGGAGGAGCCGAAGGAGGAGGUGAAAAGGCCGGAGCCGCCUUUGCCCACACGCAGGGGGAACCUGCCAGGGGGCGCCCGGGAGUAUUCGCCGCGGAGGAUCCGAAACCUGAAAACCCAGAAUUGCGUGCCAGUGGAGAUGGUCACAAGGACCGAUCUUCUGAAUGGCCGCUUUCAGUUUCUCCGCGCUUUUCUGGAACAGCUCUGGGACAAGGCGCAACUAUUGCAAAGACGUCAGGUCUCGGGCAAGGGGGCCUUCGGCAUAGCUGCCUUUGUGGCAAUUUUGCACUGGGUACAUUUGAUAACACUUUUUGAAAAUGAUCGUCAUUUUUCUCACCUCUCAGCCUUAGAACGGGAGAUGACUUUUCGCACUGAAAUGGGACUUUAUUAUUCCUACUUCAAGACCAUUGUUGAAGCACCUUCAUUUUUGCAAGGACUAUGGAUGAUUAUGAAUGACAGGCUCACUGAAUAUCCCCUUGUAAUUAAUACAGUGAAACGCUUCCAUCUUUAUCCAGAGGUGAUUAUAGCCUUCUGCUAUCGCACAUUUGUGGGAAUAAUGAAUUUAUUUGGGUUAGAAACUAAGACCUGCUGGAACGUGACCAGAAUUGAACCUCUAAAUGAAGUUCAAAGCUGUGAAGGAUUGGGAGACCCUGCUUGCUUUUAUGUUGGUGUGAUUUUUAUUUUAAAUGGAAUAAUGAUGGGAUUGUUCUUCAUGUAUGGUGCUUACCUGAGUGGGACUCAACUUGGAGGUAUAAUUACAGUUUUAUGCUUCUUUUUCAACCAUGGAGAGGCUACUCGGGUGAUGUGGACACCACCUCUCCGGGAAAGUUUUUCAUAUCCAUUUCUUGUACUUCAGAUGUACAUCUUAACUGUGAUUCUCAGGACCACGAACAAUAGUAGAAGGCACUUUAUUGCUCUCUGCCUUUCCAAUGUUGCUUUUAUGCUUCCCUGGCAAUUUGCUCAGUUUAUACUUUUUACACAGAUAGCCUCAUUAUUUCCUAUGUAUGUUGUGGGGUACAUUGAGCCAAACAAGUUUCAGAAGAUAAUUCAUGCGAACAUGAUUUCAGUUUUCCUUUGUUUUGUAUUCAUGUUUGGAAAUCCAAUGUAUUUAUCUUCUUAUUAUUCUUCAUCUCUGUUAAUAACAUUGGUGAUAAUUCUAAAGAGAAAUAAAAUUCAAAGAUUUGGAGUAUCUGAACUCCAUUUUUGGGUAAUUCAAGGUAGUGCUUGGUUUUGUGGAACAAUCGUUGUGAAAUUUCUGACAUCUAAAAUUUUAGGUGUUUCAGACCAUAUUCGCCUGAGUGACCUUAUUGCCGCCAGAAUCUUAAGAUAUACAGAUUUUGAUACCUUAAUUUACACCUGUGCUCCUGAAUUUGACUUCAUGGAAAAAGCGACGCCAGUGCGAUACUCAAAGACAUUGUUGCUUCCAACUGUUGUGGUGAUUACUUAUUUUAUCUUUAAAAAGGCUUUUCGUGAUAUUCUGUGUGUCUUAUGUGCAAACACUUAUCUAAGAAAACAGCUUCUUGAACAUGGUGAGCUAAUUUUUCACACAUUGCAGUUGCUUGCAUUUACUUCCCUUGCCAUUUUAAUUAUGAGGCUGAAACUCUUUUUGACACCUCACAUGUGUGUUAUGGCUUCCCUGAUAUGUUCUCGGCGGCUCUUUGGCUGGCUUUUUUGCAGAGUUCGUUUUAUGCCUCUUAUCCUCAGUCUUGUAACAGUAAUGUCAAUACAAGGUUAUGCAAACCUCCAUAAUCAAUGGAGCAUAAUAGGAGAAUUUAAUAAUUUGCCCCAGGAAGAACUGAUACAGUGGAUCAAAUACAAUACCAGGCCAGAUGCUGUUUUUGCUGGUGCCAUGCCUACAAUGGCAAGUGUCAAGCUUUCCACUCUUCACCCCAUUGUGAAUCACCCACAUUAUGAGGAUGCAGACUUGAGAGCUCGGACAAAAAUAGUUUACUCCGCAUAUAGUCGAAAAUCUGCAAAAGAAGUGAGAGAUAAGUUGGUGGAGUUACAUGUAAAUUACUACAUUUUAGAAGAGGCAUGGUGUGUUGUGAGAACUAAGCCUGGUUGCAGUAUGCUUGAAAUUUGGGAUGUGGAAGACCCUUCUAACUCAGCUAACCCCCCCUUAUGUAGCGUCUUGCUCAAGGAUGCGAGGCCGUACUUCACCACAGUGUUUCAGAAUAGUAUGUACAGAGUGUUAAAGGUUAAUUGAGAAAAGACUGCCCUUUACACUAUGGUGCAAAGAGGUGUACAAAAACAAUCAAUUUAGUUUAUUUACAUUAAUAAAAAUCACAAGCUUUAAUAAGGGACCCUUAAAAACAAGAUAGGAAAAAUGAUUUAAAGUUUUUCUAAUUUCUAAAAGGUAAAUUAUUUCAUUGUUUUCCAUUGAAUGUCAGCCUUAUUAAACUUGUCAUAUAAAUGAAUAAAUCAUUUCAUGUUCCAUA